Molecule: messenger RNA, 714 nt
Organism: Phytomonas sp. Hart1
Lineage: Eukaryota; Euglenozoa; Kinetoplastea; Trypanosomatida; Trypanosomatidae
Source: the annotation of a GenBank genome assembly
AUGUUCAAUGGGAUCCCACGGACUCUCACUGGGUACUACACCGCUGCCCCCGCGCCGCAGAUCCACAGCCAGCUCCGGCGGCAGCUCUCGCCACUCCGCGAGAGGCUCCUCACGCGGCUCUCUCCUCCCCCGGCUUUUACCCUGAGAGGGAAAAAGGGGAAAGAGGUGGAGAGAGCGUUCCUCGUCGCGAAUGAGAACGAGCGGCGGAAUGAUAUCACGGCGGGUCGUAGUAGUGAUGGGAGUGGACUCAGUAGAGUGGGGGAAAGAAAGGGGUCCAUUCAACUGGGCAAAGGCUUGUCCGAUGUGCCCUCCAACCAGCCAGAACCGACACCACGUAUUUCCGGCCGUGAUGGGCAUCAUGGGAAAGGGUUUCUUUCUCUACCACAACAAAUAAAUUCCAUUCCAUCCUCACAAAGUGCAGUUGAGACCGGCGUGGGGGAGGAGACGAUGGUUAAAGAAAAGGAGAGGUGGAGUUGUUGUUCAUUCGAAAGGCAGCCCGUUGAACCCGCCGAGAACGAUGAAUAUGAUACAGUCGAGCGCAUCGCGCGCCACUACGGGAUCACGGUGGGGGAGGUGUUGUCGUGGAAUCCCUCUCUUUCUGAUUAUCGACCGGACGAACCGCUUCCGUCGAGCAUGCCGAUCGUGCUCUUCAUACCGGAUGAUGAGGGGGAGGAGCCCCGUGAGAGCAUUUCACCGAUGCCGAUGAAGCCGUAA